This is a messenger RNA of Achroia grisella, 1283 nucleotides long. Its product is annotated as major facilitator superfamily domain-containing protein 9-like. Lineage: Eukaryota; Metazoa; Arthropoda; Insecta; Lepidoptera; Pyralidae. The coding region runs from base 45 to 1283 and encodes 412 amino acids. The transcript is spliced from 5 exons. Gene Ontology annotation, molecular function: transmembrane transporter activity. Gene Ontology annotation, biological process: transmembrane transport. The record is from RefSeq and is a predicted model, not a curated record.
AUUAUUAAUACAUGCAUCUAGUAGUUUAUGAAAUAUAACACAAAAUGGUUCCACCGAAAGUUAUUCUGGAAAUUGUGUCAUUUUUGGACAUGUUUUCUAUAGGUCUUAUCAUACCUCAACUUGGAAAUAUUGCACUUAAAUUGGGAUGUAAUCAUAUUCAAAUGGGAGCUAUGAGUGCACUAUAUUCAGCAUUUCAGUUGAUAUCAGCGCCAAUGAUAGGAAGUUGGAGUGACUUGAAAGGCAGAAAACCGACACUAUUGUUGUGCUUAGUACUAUGUACAUUUGCAUACGUAAUAUUAGGAUUUAUAACUACUAUAUUUUCAUUUUUUGCAAUAAGAUCUUUUCUAGGUUUAGUAAAGCAAACACAAUUAUUGUUGAAAGCAUUGGCGCCAGAUUGCGAGAUAGACUCUACCCAACAAGCGGCAGUAUUUGGAAAACUAGCAGCGUUAUCUAGUAUCGGAAUGUCUUUGGGGCCGAUAAUAAGUGGACAUAUUAUGGAAUCCUACCCCGAUAGUGGAUUCACAAUUAUGUCUUGUUUUACUGGACUUUUAUUUGCUAUAAAUGCAUGUCUCAUAAAGUCUUUACCCAUUACCAUCAAAGAAAAUGAGGAAAAUAGAACUAAGAAUGAUGAAACAGCUCGAAGUAUAUUAAAAAAUGUUAUAAACAGUCUUAAGGAAUCAGUGGAAGAAUUUUACAAAGUGGACUGGUCUGUCUACUGGGAUAUUUUUGUGUUCAAACUAAUCAUGACACUAUGCAUGAGUAUGUAUUUCCAGAGUUACGGAAUAUUCUUACAAACAAAACACGACGCGUCCCCUAAAUAUUUGGGAUAUAUAAUAGCAUUUCAAGGUGUCAUAGGUGCGUUAUGUAGUUUCUUCUUUGGAUAUGUCAAUAAACUAUAUAAGAACGAUAAAGAUUUUAGUAACAGACUUUAUCAUGUCUUUGCUGCACUUACAAUAGGAUUACUGGGUAUGGCUAUAGCCCCGAAUUUAUUGUCCUAUGUAGUGUUCACAAUACCACUUGCAUUAAGUGGAGCUGUGGGGAGGAUUGUGGGAUUGGAAAUGAUUGUAAGUAAAGGGGAGAGUGAUCGUAGAGGCUCUGUCAUUGGAGCUACGAGCAGCAUCAGAUCGCUUUCAGGAGUAGUAACGCCGAUGUUCGUCGGCAUUGUUAGCGAAUAUUUAGAUAUUCAGUACGUAUUGUACUUUGCUGCUUUAGUCGCAGUAAUGGGCAUACUGACAUCUUAUACAAUAAGAUCUCAAGCUUUAGCCAAAAACAAGGCGGACUAG